Vanessa atalanta (red admiral) is the source of this 881-nucleotide messenger RNA. RefSeq lists its product as uncharacterized. Gene Ontology annotation, molecular function: proteasome binding. The transcript is spliced from 3 exons. Gene Ontology annotation, cellular component: endoplasmic reticulum. Bases 169 to 861 code for a protein of 230 amino acids. Gene Ontology annotation, biological process: proteasome core complex assembly. NCBI's taxonomy places the organism in Eukaryota, Metazoa, Arthropoda, Insecta, Lepidoptera, Nymphalidae. The record is from RefSeq and is a predicted model, not a curated record.
GUCAUACGAUAGUCAUUAGUCAUUUUUGUUUUGAAUUUUAAUAUUUUGUUACAAACAACCAAGACAGACCGUUAAAACAUUCAACAAAAAACUCAGUAAGAAAGUCUCAUUGAGAUAAUAAAAGAUUUGUUAAAAAUUAUUAAUAGUCAAAGGCAUUUAUAAUUUGUUAUGAGCACUUUCGGCGAAAUAGUAGAACCUGUUAGUAGGACAACAUGGGAGGAUUGGGAUGAAGUCUACACCGAAGAAAAUGUUACAAUAAUACAAUGGCAGCUGCCUUUAGAAAUUCCAAAAAGAAUCGAAACACUUUUUAUUCUUGAAGGAAAAUUUUUAUCAGAUUUCAUCAAAGUGCAAUCACGAGAUUUUUUAAAAUUGAUUAAUUCUAAUAUAGGCGUCAAUUUACAUUUGUAUCAAUUAACAUCCGCAGACAAAUAUAUUUGUACUAUUAAAGAUUAUAAUUUGCUAAAAAGUAGUGAAAUAAUUGAAUUAUUGAAACCAUUUAUUUACAAAAGUGAGGAUGUUUUAACAAUUCAAACAAAACCUAUAAUGGAAUAUCAAACGGCAAGUCUUGGAAUGCAAUCUUGGGUAAUAAGACAGUUAACAACCUCAGUACCAUCCAAAAAAACAUGGGAUUUAAAUUUUGCUAAGCUUGAACAACCUAACAUUUUGUCAGGAGUGGCUGCUGGAGCUGUAUGUUUACGAGAACAUAUUAAUUUAUCAGCGACUGCAUUGGUUUGUUAUAUUGAGCAUAUCGAAGAGUAUCAAACAAAUGAAUUACUUAAGCUACUUGAAAAAUUUGAAAUAAUUGAUGAUACCUGUUCGUCAAAAUGCAGUGGCAUAUUGAGUUCAAAUUUAUACAUUUGAUUAAAAGUCUUUUAAAAUAA